Messenger RNA from Mercurialis annua (annual mercury), 1253 nucleotides. RefSeq names its product methionine aminopeptidase 1D, chloroplastic/mitochondrial. Gene Ontology annotation, molecular function: metalloaminopeptidase activity. The transcript is spliced from 10 exons. The coding region runs from base 45 to 1115 and encodes 356 amino acids. Gene Ontology annotation, biological process: proteolysis. Lineage: Eukaryota; Viridiplantae; Streptophyta; Magnoliopsida; Malpighiales; Euphorbiaceae. The record is from RefSeq and is a predicted model, not a curated record.
AGCCAGAAUAAUAUUUUUUGAAGAACAGUGUAAAAGAAACAAAAAUGGCAGUAACAGGCGCCACUUCUCUGCAACAAAGACUAUUAUUAUCUUCAUUUCUAGGAGAUUGUUUUAUUCAAUCCAAACAGCUUCCUCUCAGUAACAUCUUCCACUACAAGCCAGGAAGAAAACAUGUGUCAAUGCAAUUAUCCAGAGCCAGAGGAUUCUCUGGCUUAACUGAUCUUCUUUUUAAUAGAAGAAAUGAAGAGGAAGUGUCGAAUAAUAAGCGUAAACGUCUACAGCCUGGAAAAUUAUCUCCUCGUAGACCGGUCCCUGGUCAUAUAGCCAGGCCUCCCUAUGUUAAUUCGCGGCAGGCGCCGGGAAUUGCGAGUGGACCUGAAGUGCAUGAUGAGAAGGGGAUAGAAUGUAUGAGGGCUUCUGGAAGACUGGCGGCGCAGGUUCUUCAGUAUGCCGGGACUCUAGUCAAGCCAGGCGUGAAAACAGAUGAAAUUGAUGAAGCGGUUCAUCAGAUGAUUAUUGACAACGGAGCAUAUCCGUCGCCUCUUGGAUAUGGUGGGUUUCCUAAGAGUGUAUGCACUUCAGUGAAUGAAUGCAUUUGCCAUGGAAUACCAGAUUCCCGUGCUCUUGAGGAUGGAGAUAUUAUUAAUAUUGAUGUUACAGUUUAUCUAAAUGGUUAUCACGGUGAUACAUCAACUACUUUCUUUUGUGGAGAAGUGGAUGAUGCAGCCAGAAACCUGGUUCAGGUAACCAAAGAAUGCCUUGACAAAGCAAUAUCAAUAUGUGCACCAGGAGUGGAGUAUAAGAAAAUUGGCCGAACAAUACAUGCCUAUGCAGAUAAACAUCGCUAUGGUGUUGUACAACAAUUUGUUGGUCAUGGUGUUGGGCGAGUUUUCCAUGCUGACCCAGUCAUUCUUCAUUACAGAAACAAUGAGGAUGGACGCAUGAUGUUGAAUCAAACCUUUACUAUUGAGCCAAUGCUGACGAUUGGUAGCAUAAACCCAGUAAUGUGGAACGAUAACUGGACUGUGGUGACAGAAGAUGGUAGUCUAUCUGCUCAGUUUGAGCAUACCAUUCUAAUUACUAAAGACGGUGCUGAAAUUAUGACCAAGUGCUGAAAUAAGGUUUGAAUCUGCCUCUAAAUUCUAAUACUAAAUAUUUACUGUAGAGGCAAUUUGUUCUCUUCACAACUAAUAUGUAUUUUUUCUGGAUGCUAAUGAAUCCAGUUUUUAUAUAUCUGAUCAUUUUUAUUUCAA